Molecule: messenger RNA, 1990 nt
Organism: Mollisia scopiformis
Lineage: Eukaryota; Fungi; Ascomycota; Leotiomycetes; Helotiales; Mollisiaceae
Product: fumarylacetoacetate hydrolase-like protein
Exons: 2
Coding region: 95-1873 (592 amino acids)
Molecular function (GO): acetylpyruvate hydrolase activity
Source: RefSeq, a predicted model, not a curated record
CAACCGCGCAAUCAAAUCAGGAAAAUCGCUCGAGUUCAAUCGACCAGUCUCUUCGGUCUUUUUGUUUUUCAUAUCUCAAUUGCCUGGACUCACGAUGCCUUCCUCGACGUCUUCAGACCAAAGAACAUUCACGAAUUAUGUUGCAUACAGAGAUCCAAACGCUCUGGGAGAACCACGAAUUGGACACUUGUUCUUGGACGCCUCUCUCAUACAACCCUUAAGCUUCUCAUCUGGUACUCCCAUCUCCAAUCUGUACCAAGUUAUCGAGAUUGGCGAAAGCCAGAUCAUGCCAUUUGGUGAUACAAUACCGCUCUCUUCCGUACAGCUGCUCCCACCAAUCAGUGGCAGAGAUGUUCUAGCUGUCGGCAAAAACUAUUUCGAACAUGCUGUAGAGUUCAAUACUUCUGGGUACGAUUCAAGCGACAAGGUUGAUCAACCAACUCAUCCUGUGAUCUUCACCAAACGAGCCACCAGCAUCAUUGCUCAUGGAGACACGAUAUAUCCCCACCAUGAAUUCACUCAGACUCUGGAUUAUGAAGGAGAAAUUGGGGUGAUUGUAGGGAAAGGUGGGUUUAGGAUCAGUGAAGAAGCUGCUAUGGAUCACGUAUGGGGAUACACGAUCAUCAAUGAUGUGACAGCACGAGAGAGACAGAGAGACCACAAGCAAUUCUACAUUGGCAAAUCUGGAGAUGCUUUCUGUCCUAUGGGCCCAAUUGCCGUUCCUGCGACUUAUCUUCCCAAAACGCUAAGAGUCCAGACGUCUGUGAAUGGCGAGAAACGUCAAGAUUCUACAUCAGGUGAUCUGAUUUUCUCUGUCCCAAUCCUCAUCAAGACUUUGUCAGAAGGAACUACUUUACAACCUGGAGAUGUGAUCGCUACUGGUACACCAGCGGGCGUCGGAUUUGGUCAGAAGCCUCCUGUGUUUCUCAAGCCGGGAGACAAUAUCGAGAUUUCGGUGACUGGACUUGGGACAUUGAGGAACGUCGUCGGGGACGGAUCGGAGAACGGAACGGCAACCAGCACACCCAUAUCCCAUAUCCCUGUCAGCAAUUUGUCGAAGACAUGCGGUGGUGUUGGUCUGACUAGCCUGGGCUCGAAGAAGCUGUAUUACCAUCAAUGCGGUAAAGCAGGAGCUUCUCCUAUAAUAUUUAUCCAUGGACUUGGGGGUAGUUCGGAGAACUUCAAGCCUUUGAUUUCGAAAUUGAACCUCAGCAGGCACUAUUCUCUUCAUCUUCUGGACCUCGAAGGCCAUGGACUUUCUCCAACCUCUGCCACUUCCGUCAUUUCCAUCUCCAGUUAUGCGGCGGACGUGUAUGCACUUGCUGAGCACGCUCGAAUUAGGCAAGCAACCAUCAUCGCUCACAGCAUGGGAUGCUUGGUUGCUUUUUCGCUUGCCAUCCAACACCCCGAGAUCGUUUCUAAACUCAUUCUCUUGGGACCGACGCCGUCGCCAUUGUCACCUUCUGAUCGCACUAUUCGAUUAGAGAGAGCUACAUCUGUGAGAAAAUCAGGAAUGGGACCGGUAGCCGACUCAGCUGCAGAGACUCGAAUGUCAUUAAAAACCAAGUCAGAGAAUCUGCUUGCGAUUACCGCUGUUCGUAUGUGCCUACUUGGCCAAGAUCAUGAGGGGUAUGCGAAGGGGUGUAUGGCAUUGGCUAACGAGACCGAGGCUCUCCCCAUUCAUGGAAUCAAAGCGAAGACGCUGAUUGUGACUGGUGAUGAAGACGUGGUAUCCUCGCCUGGUGUCUGCGAGGACUACGGCUCAAAAAUUCCGGACUCUAGGAUCGAAAUCUUGCCGCAGACUGGGCAUUGGCAUGUCUUCGAGGAUCUGGUAGGAGUAGUAAAUGCCAUUGGGCCUUAUUUGUCAGAGUGAAUGACGAAAAGGGAAAGACACUCGAUGAGGUCCAACCAUAGCAUUAGAUUCUUACAUCUGGUGCAUUUACGAUUAGAACUUUAAGCCUUAUAGUGAUCUUUAUGACAUCUCCAGCGG